CGACGUCAGCAACUCGUGGCGUGCUUGUCCGUGUAGGGCCUCUGCCUUCACUUCGCGCUUACGAAGCCGAUCGCCGCCGCGGCCACUCUCUUCCUCGCCGCACUCGCCGCGCGCCGCUCCGUCUUCUUCCUCACCAGGUCGUCGCCGAAGGCACGCCCGUCUUCCUCCUUUUCUCGCCUCUUUUUGAUUCGAUUCGCCGGCGUUCAGUGAAAAUUCGGGUCUCGGUAACCUAGGGCUUAUCCAGCAGCAAUUGCAGCCAUUUAGGGCGGUUUCUGUUCGUAGCACGAGGUAACUGUGUUUCGGGCAUUUGAAAAUGGCUGCCUCUUCGAUGCUAAGGAGAUGUCUCCGGAAUCCCAGAGUUUUCUCAUCCUGCGCUCCGUCUCCUCUCGUUCAUGAUCGGUUUUCGCGACUCAUAAGCACAUUAGUAUUAGCUGAGCAUGAAGGGGGAUUUGUAAAACAAUCUUCUCUGAGUGCGGUAGCAGCUGCGGCUGCAGUAAAUAAAGAAAAAUCUGUUUCAGUGCUCUUGGGUGGGUCUGGUCCAUCCCUCCUGAAAGCUGCUUCUCAUGCUGCAUCCUGUCAUCCCUCAAUAUCACAGGUUCUAGUUGCUGAUACAGAUAUACUGUUGCACCCAUUGGCAGAGACUUGGGCCGAGCUUGUUCGUUUGGUUCAGAAGCAAGGAAGUUAUUCGCAUAUUAUUUCUGCCUCAAAUUCAUUUGGAAAGAAUGUGCUACCACGUGCAGCAGCUCUUCUUGAUGUUUCACCUGUUACAGAUGUCAUUGAAAUAUCUGAGCCACGAUUAUUCACAAGGCCAAUAUAUGCAGGUAAUGCUCUUUCUACUGUUCGUUAUAUGGGUGAAGACCCUUGUAUGAUGACCAUUCGAUCCACAUCCUUUACUGUGUCUGCUUGCUCAAGCGACUCAAAGUCUAGUGAGGCACCUAUCUCAAAGGUUGAUCUCUCGAGCUUCAAUGAAGCUUCUUUUCCCAAAUCUAGGUGGCUGAAGCUUGCAUCUCAAGAAUCAGAACGACCGGAUCUUGGAAACGCACGCACUGUAGUCACUGGAGGUCGAGGGUUAAAAAGUGCUGAGAACUUUAAAUUGUUGGAGAAGCUUGCUGAAAAGCUUGGUGCAGCAGUUGGUGCCACUCGUGCUGCUGUGGAUGCAGGAUUUGUACCCAAUGACCUCCAGGUUGGUCAGACUGGAAAAAUUGUCGCACCAGAGUUGUACAUGGCUUUUGGGGUUUCUGGUGCUAUCCAACACAUAGCAGGAAUGAGAGAUUCGAAGGUCAUUGUGGCUGUAAAUAAAGAUGCAGAUGCACCCAUUUUUCAGGUUGCAGAUUACGGGCUUGUUGCAGAUCUGUUCGAUGUAAUUCCGGAAUUGAUAGAAAAGAUUCCUGAUAAAAAGUGAUGAGCAUUUCACGUUCAAUCAUGAAUAAUGAAAUCUGCCCCCUUCUCGGCGGACAGUUAGCAUGGUGGUAUUACCACCAUGAAUAACAAAAUCUGAUAUAAUCUUUCAUUGUUCUCGAUUAUUUAGAUCCCUCAUGUUCGAUACAUCCUUGUUGAUCCUCAGUGGUUCAAAAAUCUAUUCGACUUCUUGAAUUACUUGUUAGUUGGGUUUUUGAAUAGUAUUAAAGCGGAAAUCUCUAUUUCAAAGUCA
Molecule: messenger RNA, 1651 nt
Organism: Zingiber officinale
Lineage: Eukaryota; Viridiplantae; Streptophyta; Magnoliopsida; Zingiberales; Zingiberaceae
Product: electron transfer flavoprotein subunit alpha, mitochondrial
Exons: 9
Coding region: 314-1402 (362 amino acids)
Cellular component (GO): mitochondrion
Molecular function (GO): electron transfer activity; flavin adenine dinucleotide binding
Source: RefSeq, a predicted model, not a curated record